Rubroshorea leprosula is the source of this 905-nucleotide messenger RNA. The record is from the annotation of a GenBank genome assembly. NCBI's taxonomy places the organism in Eukaryota, Viridiplantae, Streptophyta, Magnoliopsida, Malvales, Dipterocarpaceae.
CAACGUGCAAAAUCCCACUUCCAUCUUCCUCUUUUCAGUUUUCAGUUCUCUUCCCUUCUCCAUUUUCACUCACCUGUGUUGAGUUGUGUACUCAGAAUAGAGAUUGGGAUGCGCCCAUCUUUCUCCCAACUGGGCAAUGCCUUGCCCGUUCCAAAACUUUUCAGGCAGCUAGGGCAGGAGAUGGAAACUGUGAUUAGCGUACUGCAACCUGGACCCUUAGGAUCAUUGAGCACAAGUUCUCUGGUGAGGAAAUUCGUGAGGCAAAUGCAGCUGUUCGAAGAGCUGCUGAGAAUUGGUGAAGGAAUGCAAGCUUAGAGCAGAUGAAUGGAAUCUUAAGAGAUUAUAUUCCCAAGUGAUGGAUCAUGCUACCAGACAACAUCAUCUUCAAAGGUUUGAUUUGGAGAAAUUGAAACUUUUUGUGAAGUGUUUAAACUUCGAACUGUUUCUUGGUGCUUCAUCGAAGUGUUAGAACAAUAAAUUAAGUUGGAUUUUUAAGGAAAGUUUCUGUACUACCGGUAUUUUUCUUGUGUGAGGAAUUUAGCUUGGAUGGAAUGGUAGACAAACCGAUUGGCGAUUUUUUUAUAUUUACAGUUAGUUUUCCUGGCAGUUCACUUGUUCAAAAUGCUUCUACUAUUUCCUCUUGUGAAAUGUUGUUCAGUGUGCACUGAGUACCAGAGAGGCGACCAUACGUUCCCAAUACCUGUGCUUUCUUGUUAAAGUUUCCUUCAUGGAUACAAGAGGGAAGAAAGUUCGAUUGCAAUAGCCUACCAAAAAAUUCAAGCCACCAAGACACAUUUAACAUAUAUAGCAUGAGGCUGGACCUUCUAGAAAGCAAGUUCCUUUUUUAAGUUAGUUCAGAAAGACAGUUCUUCAUUGCAGCUCAAGCAUAAAAUGGAAAUCUAAGG